CCCUCUAAUCUCAGUUGGUGUUUACAAGUUUGAAUUGAGCCUCGCCAGUGUAAUAAUGGACGCUUUUGUUCAUGAAAGUCUUACGUUACUCCCAUUCAAGCGGAACUGGUUCGAUUCAAACUCAUUUUUACAACGUCUCUUCAAGCGCUUUGGUUUGCUAGCGUUGGUGCUGUUACUAUGGUGACACAUUUUAAAGCUUUGAAACAAUAGGAUUUGAGUUGCACAGUAGGCUUGUAUUGCAGUAUGUUCGGACAGUGGGAAUUGGUGCAACUAAGGUAAGAGCUCCUUGCUAAAGUCUUAACGUCCUUAAAACUCUUUUGAAUUUCUACAUUUGUUUUGUUGGCGCAGCUAUAAACCACUUCAGAGUGUUGGAAACUUUUAAUAUAGUACAAGCAAGCAAUGUCUUCAAUGGUAAUUUGCUCACCAUUGUCUGUAUUGAGUGCUGCAUGUUCCUGUUGUUAAACGAUACAUUUUUUUUUUGCAGUUUCAGGAUGGACAACUGUCCAAACAAGAUUUUGUGUCCUAAAUCUUUUGUACUGUGAAGACAUUGUUUACAUGCGAGUAACAAUGGACCCAGGUGUCAAACAGACUAGACGAUCUGUACACAAGUGCAAACCUGACAGCGUUCAAACACUGCAGGACUCGGAAAGACCCAUUUCUGAUAAGUCGGACACCUUUCAACCAGAAGCCAUCAACUGUGAAAUGCAAUCCAAUGACAAGGAGAUACUUUUUAGUCAGUCACAGAAAGGACAAGAAUUCAUUUGUGCUAAAACGCAGCAGGCUGGUGUGGAUAGUCUUGAAGGAUUCUUCAAAGUGCGUCAGAGUUUGCUUCAAAAUGCAGCUGGGACUAUUGAUGAGCAGGCGAUGGAAUCGCUGCACAGAAUUCUGUCUGCAGAUCUACUCAAUAAAGAAGCAAUGAGCAUCCAUGGACCAAAAUACGAAAGAAAUCCAGAUCAGCAAAAACAUUUUCAAUCUAAAUCAUUACGCAUGCCAUUCAGUUACAUGAUUCGGUCGAAUUCAACAAGAGAAUGUUCCUCCAAGCCUUCCCCGGUCAUUUUGAAAGACAUAGCGAAGUGUCGGGAAAGAAGCCGAAUUGACAAAGGGUCAUCAUCUUUCAAGGGCAAACAGCCUGAUUUCUUUGAAGUUGUGAAGGAACAACUGCAACAGAAGGACUUGGAAAACCAACAUCUCAUCCAUUUAUUGCUGGUCAAGCAAGAGGAACUUAAAGAUAUGAUGGAGAUAUGCAAGCAAAAGGAGAAGGAAACCCUCCUUACGGCUGAAAAGUUGAAAUGUGAGGAACAGAAGAACACCAAGAUCACCGCUAAGUUUGAGCAUUCCUGUGAAGACAUGAGGAAGGAACUCUCUGAAGCCAAAAGCGACAACAGAAAGUUAACCAAACAGCUCAAAGCACUACUGGAGAAAUAUGAGCGACUCAAAAUACGUGCAAACGCUGUGAAGGACCAACUCAACGUGGAGCUCGAGGAGAAAAGGAGCUCACAAAAAACAUUGAAGGGAUUACAUCAGGCAACUCAAGAGUUGUUAACCAAGCAGAAACAUCUUGAGGAGCAGAGAGAUGCAGUGGCAAAAGAUCUGGGUUUGUGUAAAGAGACAUUGCAGAUGAUGGAUGAAGAACACAAGAGGAACCUGUCCAUCAAUCGGAGACUUGAAGAGGAGCUAUCGGCAUUGAGAACCGAAUCUGCAAACCUCAGAGAUCAUUUGUGUAAAACUCAAGAGAAGAACAAAGACCUGAUUCAACUGGCUCGCUCCAAAGAGGCCGACAAAGUGAAGAACGUAAAGGAAUCUCGAGACGCGAUUGAAAAAUUGAAUGCCGAGUUAAAGAAGUGCCAGACAGAAAAAGACAAAGUGCAUCAGCAGGUGGAGGCCAUAAAACAAGAAUCGAACUUGAUCCACAACAAACAGAGAGUGGAUAUGCUUCAACUUGAGGAGCAGCAGAAAGCCCGUCAGCAGCAGUCGGACGGUUUGAGAAGACAAUGUGAGACCUUGAUGGAGAUGGUCAAUAAACUCAAGAUGGAGAAGCAGAUCCUCUCAGACAAACUGGAGACUGUUCAUCAAGAAAAAACUGCGACGAAGAUGGCGAGUAUGAAGGAGGGAGAAAGACUGAAGGAGGCCGUUCGAUUGCUGGAAGGUGAGAGGAAGGUGCUGUUUGCAGAGAUGGAGGAUUUGAGGAAUGACUACGUGGGCAUCAGUGACAGAAUCGCACAGAAGAUAGGCAACAUGGGUGCAGCUGACCCUCCGUUGACCAUCACAGACAUGACUUCAAAUCAACAGAGAAAGACACGAAAGAAGUGUCCUACUGAUGAUGUGAUACAGAACAUAAGAAGAAAGAUGGAAGAGGAGAAUAUCCACAAUUCAUGAGCUUCGCACCACAAAAGCCACUUGUUUUACUUUUAUCAUGAAUAUUUUGUUAGUCACAUUUUCUUUUGUGAUACUCUAUGAAGCAGAAGUGUUAUGUACUUUAUCAAUGUAACUAAUAAA
This is a messenger RNA of Triplophysa rosa, 2496 nucleotides long. RefSeq names its product myosin heavy chain, embryonic smooth muscle isoform (gene cccdc110). Bases 556 to 2376 code for a protein of 606 amino acids. The record is from RefSeq and is a predicted model, not a curated record. NCBI's taxonomy places the organism in Eukaryota, Metazoa, Chordata, Actinopteri, Cypriniformes, Nemacheilidae. The transcript is spliced from 2 exons.